AUGGCUAGCGAGGAACUGGCGCGCCAGUUGCGGAGGAGACUGCAAUGGGAGGUGGAGGAGGAGGAAAAAGAGGAGGAAAGUAGCCCGGUUGGGGUUCCCGAACCCCUAGUGCUGCCGGAGCCCCGAGCCCCGGAGCCCCCCUCCAGCGCCGACGACGAGCUGCGAGCGCAGCUGAGCCGCCGGCUGGACAUCAACGCCGGGGCGGCGCGGCCUCGGGGGUGUCGGGUCUUCCACCCUUACUCCGAGUUCCCCGACUUCAGCCGCCGCCUCAUCAAGGACCUGGAGAGGAUGUUCAAAUUGUAUGACACGGGCCGGGAUGGCUUUAUCGACCUCAUGGAGCUGAAGCUGAUGAUGGAGAAGUUAGGGGCUCCCCAGACCCACUUGGGGCUGAAGAAUAUGAUCCAGGAGGUGGAUGAGGACUUUGAUGGCAAAACUCAGCUUCCCGAGUUCUUGCUCAUAUUCCACAAGGCGGCUGCAGGGCAGCUACAGGAAGACAGCGGGCUGAUGGCGCUGGCCAAGCUCUCGGAGAUUGACGUGGCCCUUGAGGGGGUCAAGGGUGCCAAGGACUUCUUUGAAGCCAAGGCCCAAGCUUUGGCCAUGGCCAGCAGGUUUGAAGAGGAGUUAAAAGCUGAGCAAGAUGAGAGGAAGCAGGAGGAGGAGAAGAGGCGGCUGCGCCAGGCCGCCUUUCAGGAGCUCAAGGCCACGUUCAGCACAUAGUUGGGUGGCUUUGGCCUCUGCCCACUGCUGUGCCUCACAGAUGCCCCUGAGAAAUCUGUGGGUGUCCUCACCAGGCCAGCACUCCCGCCAGCCCUGACCCUCAGUAUCUGGAGGUUGCCCUGAAAGAUCUGACUGAGGCUCUAGGACAGCCCGUCCUGCCCAGGCUCAGUACCCUCUGUAUCCACAAAGUGCUUUGCUUUGUCCCUAUACCCUGUGUGUCCCUCAGAUAUCAGCCUUGACUGGCAGGAUUUGAUUAGGUGAAAUGGUGUCCAUUUCAAGCAGGACUCUUCCUUCUCUUUGUCCCUCUCUCCAUGCCC
Molecule: messenger RNA, 1034 nt
Organism: Suncus etruscus (white-toothed pygmy shrew)
Lineage: Eukaryota; Metazoa; Chordata; Mammalia; Eulipotyphla; Soricidae
Gene: EFHD1
Product: EF-hand domain family member D1
Exons: 5
Coding region: 1-717 (238 amino acids)
Cellular component (GO): mitochondrial inner membrane
Molecular function (GO): calcium ion sensor activity
Source: RefSeq, a predicted model, not a curated record